GAAAGAAAUAGCAUAAACAUAAUUCAAACAAACAAAAUAAGUAAAAAAUGUAAAGUUUCCUCUCCCAAGAGCGACAACAAACUGACAAAAAAAGAUGGUCGGGGAUUGAUUAGUUAUGACUGACGAUUGAAGGAUUCAACUGCCAGACCAGUGCAGUCGAUCCAGAGCAGAGGACUUGACGGGAUUGACAGCCUGCAGGGCGGCGGAAGUUGCCCGCAUCCUCAUCAGUAAACUUAUGGGUCUGUUUUGUGCUCUGUAGAGAGGAGGGUUUGGGGUCCAUGUCCUCCACUUCUGUGUCAACAUCUGCUGGUUGUUGUGGUGGUGCUGAUGCAGCAGCUGCCAUGGCAACGCAGGCGUCUGAGCAGGCUCUGUUGGCCUCAGACCGCUACGCUAGACUCAUCCUGGCCCAGAUGAACAAGAUGCGGCUCCGCAAAGACUUCUGUGAUGUGGGACUGAGGGUGGGCAGCCGUGUCUUCAGGGUCCACCGGCUGGUGCUCGCUGCCAGCAGCCCCUACUUCUCUGCUCUGUUCUCCGGGGGGAUGAGGGAGGCAGAUAAAGAGGAGGUGCAGAUCCUCGGAGUGGAGACUGAAGUGUUUGAGGUUCUGCUGGAUUUCAUAUACACAGGCGUCAUCAGUGUGACCGUGGAGAACGUUCAGGAGCUGAUGGUGGCAGCAGACAUGCUGCAGCUGAAUGAGGUGGUGUCUAUCUGCGGAGAAUUUCUCAAGGGCCACAUGGACCCAUCCAACUGUGUGGGCAUCUUUCAGUUCCUGGAGCAGAUCGCCUGCAUGGACAUGUUGGAGUUCACUGAGAACUAUAUCCAUGUUCACUUCCUGGAGGUGUGCGUUACCGAUGAAUUCAGGGGCUUGUCGAAGGAUCAGCUGGUGAGGCUUCUAAGAAGCGAAGAGUUGAGAAUUGAGGAUGAAUAUCAGGUAUUCACCGCAGCCAUGGACUGGGUUCUCCAAGAUGUGGCAAAGCGGAAAAAACACAUCGUUGAGGUGUUGGAACCGGUCCGCUUCCCUCUACUUUCCCCACAGAGACUGUUCAAGUACAUAGAAGGUAUUACUGACUUCAGCCUGCGGGUGGCACUGCAGACUCUGCUGAGGGAAUACACUGAAGUCACGAAGUCCCCCAAAGAAAAUAAGAUGUACAGUCAGCUACAACCAGCCAAGAUGAGACCUAGAAGAAAAGCCAGGAAAUACCUCUAUGCCAUAGGAGGCUACACUCGGCUGCAGGGCGGCCGCUGGAGCGACAGCCGGGCGUUGAGCUGUGUGGAGCGCUUUGACACCUUCAACCAGUACUGGACCACCGUGUCCUCCCUGCACCAGGCCCGCAGUGGGUUGGGGGUCGCGGUACUGGAGGGCAUGAUCUACGUGGUGGGGGGGGAGAAAGACUCAAUGAUUUUUGACUGCACAGAGAGAUAUGACCCAGUGACCAAGCAGUGGGCUGCUGUGGCGUCUCUGAAUUUUCCUCGCUGUGGAGUUGGCGUCUGCCCCUGCCAUGGAGCUCUGUAUGCACUUGGUGGUUGGAUUGGCUCUGAGAUUGGGAAGACCAUGGAACGCUACGACCCAGAGGAGAACAAGUGGGAGGUCAUCGGCAGCAUGGCGGUGCCCCGCUAUUACUUUGGCUGCUGUGAGCUACAAGGGUUCAUUUAUGUAAUCGGAGGAAUCAGUGACGAAGGAAUGGAGCUGCGUUCAGCCGAGGUGUACGACCCCAUCUCUCGCCGCUGGAGCGCCCUCCCCGUCAUGGUUACACGUCGAGCCUAUGUGGGCGUCGCCUGCCUCAAUAACUGUAUUUAUGCCGUGGGCGGCUGGAAUGAGGCACUGGGUGCACUGGAGACAGUGGAGAAGUACUGUCCAGAAGAGGAGAAAUGGUUGGAGGUGGCCCCAAUGUCGACUGCCCGCGCCGGGGUGUCUGUGUCAGCAGUUAACGGGCUGCUGUAUGCUGUCGGAGGAAGGGCUGCCAGCAGAGACUUUUCCGCCCCAGUGACGGUGGACUCUGUGGAGAUCUACGACCCUCACCUGGAUACCUGGACUGAAAUUGGCAAUAUGAUCACAAGCCGCUGUGACGGCGGGCUGGCCGUGCUCUGAUUGCCAGGAAUAAUCAAAACUGUGAACGUGUGAAUCAUCCCAAAACGGCAUGAACUGAUGAAAAGCUGCACCUUAAGAAACACAAGAGCGUGUCUGUGUCACAAGCAGGCGUUCACAUUAUCAUAUACGUUAUUUAUACAUGGAUUAGACAUGUUUUUUUUUUUUCUUUAAUUGUCCAUCACAUUUGACAUCCGUUAUUUAAGUUGAGCACAACUGGAAAACUGCCAAAACUGCUUCCGCUUACACUGUUUGAUGACUCGUCUGUUUCUCGAUUUUCAAUUCACUAAAUGAUUUUACAAGAAUGUCAUGAAUGAGGGGCGACACUUAUGUUCCUCUCUUUUGUAUUUGAAGACAAAGUGAUCUUGCGAUGAGGAUCAUUUUUCACAACAGAGGAACUCUGAUUUCGAUGGACUAGAGAGAUGUCAGAGUCCUGUUGGGACUGUUGACAUUAUUCUCAGAUAUGAUGUGAAAGCAGUUUUUUUUUUUUUUAGUGUAUUUAAAGAAAGGUUUGAGGUGUGUGCAUUGCUACUUUGAAGAUUUAUCAAACCACUUGAGCCUAUUUAACGAUGGAACCAAAUGACACUCGUUGGUGUCUCAAGUUUCAUGGUAAGUGAUUUCUGUAAAUAAUUAUGAACUCAAACAGCACACCACUGUUAUCGCACCAGCGCUGUGAUCACUGGAUUAUUUUUGUAUCUAUGAACACAAUAGAGUCUUCAUUUCAUUUACAUUUCAGCUUCCUAAUGUCGAGACACACGAGACAAUUAUUGAAGGACAAUGCACGUUUACCUUGUUUACAUUAGGUACCGGUAACGUUGUAAUGUUUCGUCUUUGUAUCGUGGCACAUCAGGUUAACAAGCUGAGUGGAACUGCUGCACAGUAACAGUAUUGCCUAUCAUGUACUGUUGCCCCUUUACAAACAACACAAUAUUAACAUUACACAACAGGAAUAACAUCUUUUAUCUGUUGCUUUUCAGACCUAAUAAACUUCACAUAAUAAGA
Messenger RNA from Thunnus maccoyii (southern bluefin tuna), 3086 nucleotides. RefSeq names its product intracisternal A particle-promoted polypeptide (gene klhl27). Gene Ontology annotation, molecular function: actin binding. The transcript has 10 exons. The record is from RefSeq and is a predicted model, not a curated record. Bases 279 to 2087 code for a protein of 602 amino acids. NCBI's taxonomy places the organism in Eukaryota, Metazoa, Chordata, Actinopteri, Scombriformes, Scombridae.